AUUUUUACAGUUAUUCCCCUUUCCCCGGAUGUAGGUGGCGUACUUAUCGUUUCGGUCCUCCAUUACUUACUGUUUACACAUUGCAAGCACUGUUUUAAUACUUUAUAUUAGCGAUCUGAGAAUUCUGGAAUGCCUUCGUCGUGUUGCUGUGUGCCGGGGUGUGCCAACAGGGGAGGGCAUCGUUUUCCGAGAGACGAUGCCCUCCGAAGACAGUGGAUAAUCGCCAUCAAGCGAGACCUGAAGCCGGGAAGGUUGUGGCGACCUUCGUCAUCCAGCGUAGUCUGCACCCUACAUUUUAGGCAGGAUGACUACAUCCAGGAGACUAUCCACGGUUUUCCAGCGACUUCAAGAUACAGUCUACAACCAAUGAGCAAAGAUGGUGCUAAGAUUUCAACACCCUCUAACAGUUGAAACAGGGAGUUACUUAUUUACUACAAGUCUGAUCAAUUUAUAUAAUUUUAGAUAUUUUUUUUCAAUCAUGAUUCAGGGAGCGACACUAACUUUAAAACCAUAGCUGUCAGCAGGGCUAGCCAUUUCUUAUUUGUACUAGCCCAGUUUAUUUAUGUAUUAGUUGUCCAGCAGCCGAAGGCUGGUGGCCGAGUCACGAAGGGAGGAGGGGGUAAAGGGCAGGAGGGGGCUUCCUAUUCCCGCUGAUGGGGCUACAGAAAACAUAUGAAAAUUUUUGAAAAUAGAGAUGCCAAAUCCUGCAUUCUGGCUGUAUUUUGUGUAAAAAUUAUAUGUCGCUCUAGUAUUGUACCCAAGACAUUUUUUCUAUUCGAAAAAUUCCACAUUUAUGGUAUUCCGAAUUACCUUUAAAGUUUACAUUUUGACUUACAAAAAUAAUAAUUAUGAUAAAAUAUAUAUUUGAAAAUGAAAUGAAAUUAACAAUUAUCAUGUAUAUUGUGUGUAAAUUAUAAUUAUUUUUGUUGCUUUGAGUAAGUGUUAGGUAAAAUUUACAGAAGCCCUACAGGGCAAGUUUAAAGGCAUGUUAAGUAGCCUGACCUCAAUAUUCAGCUGUGUCGGGCCA
Saccostrea cuccullata (small rock oyster) is the source of this 1027-nucleotide messenger RNA. Its product is annotated as THAP domain-containing protein 6-like. The record is from RefSeq and is a predicted model, not a curated record. Bases 130 to 411 code for a protein of 93 amino acids. The transcript is spliced from 2 exons. Lineage: Eukaryota; Metazoa; Mollusca; Bivalvia; Ostreida; Ostreidae.